ACCCAAGACGGCUCGACGCUGUUCUCCUCCGCUCUCCCUCUCUAAUACCCAACUGCCCUCUGCGCUCCUUCUGAUGGCAACGCCUCUUUCAACGGACGAUCCAGGUUCUACAGGCGCUAAGGGAAAGCAGCUGGAGGGAGAGCCAGCCAGUUCGCAGCUUGCAGAGGAGACGUCGCCCCAAAAUACCGUUACGACCCACCUUCAUGACCAAAACCAGCAAGAGAGGAUCACCCCUGCGACCGCCAACGGCGCCGCUGGAGGCGCAGCGGAACACCCGACCACCGAAGGUGCAACCGGCUCCGGCCAGGCCUCCGCCAUGCUGGCACCACCGCACGCACCGACGCCCUCUCAGUCUUCUCAGCCGACCACGAGCCGCUCGGGUACGGAUGCUGCCGACGGACCUAAGGACCCGGAGAAGGAUAAGGGCUCCUUGGACACCACGCUCAACACACGCACGCACUCCCUCCGACGCAAGGACGCCAAGUCUGCGUCUGACGGUACGCACACGAUGUCCACCACCGCAGAACAGCCCGGCUCCCCGCACUCGAAGACGAAGCGGGCGAGGCAGUCGCUGUUCGUCAAGAUCUUCCACGUCCUCGUGCCCUGCGUCGGCCCGUCCCAGCGGCGCCUCCAGGACGAGCUGUACCCUCCCGCGCAGCAGCCAAAAGCAACCACCAGCACCGCCGCACUCAAGGAGAAGCAGGCGGCUAAGGAGGCUGAGGAGCUACCGCCCCCGCCGCUGUCCACGGGAGAACCGACGGCGGGUGUUGCCCCCGAGCAACCGGUGCACCCACCCCAGCCCGACGUGUUCAGUCCGCAGGAAUCGACCCCGACACUGAAUCCGCUCACAAUACCUACGCAGACAGACCAGGAGGCGGACCCGGAGGUGAUCUUUCCGCCCACGCCGACGAAGUCCCUGUUGCCGCCCGAGGAGACGGAAGGGAUGACUUCGGGCGCCGUGCAGCCGCCAGGGUCGACUGGGGAAGAGACCCCGCAUGAUCAUGUCCAUUCGCAGGGGCGAGAGUCUGGCACUGAGAGCGAUGGCUCGACAAGCUUUACGGAGGACGAAGAUUUGGAGGACCAGGGACCUCUGGAUGAUAUCGAGGAUGAGGAGGAGCGGCUAAUAAUGAAUGGGGGCGCUGGCAUCCCAAUAGGUCCUGACGGAGUCCCAAGACCGUUGCUGCCCCCGAUACUUCCGAAACAUCAAGGACGCAAAUGUCUUGUUUUGGAUCUGGACGAGACAUUGGUCCACAGUAGUUUCAAGUCGAUACAGCAGGCAGACUAUGUCGUGCCUGUCGAGAUUGAGUAUCACUGGCACAACGUGUACGUCAUCAAGCGUCCGGGUGUGGAUAACUUCCUCAAGAAGAUGGGCGAGAUCUACGAAGUUGUCGUGUUCACUGCGAGUCUGAGCAAGUACGCCGACCCCGUUCUCGACAAAUUGGACAUCCAUCGUGUUGUGACGCACCGCCUGUUCCGGGAGAGCUGCUACAACCACCGCGGGAACUACGUGAAGGAUCUAUCACAGCUCGGUCGCCCAAUCGCAGAUACAAUCAUCAUCGACAACUCUCCUGCGUCAUACAUCUUCCACCCCAACAACGCUGUACCAGUCUCAUCAUGGUUCAACGACCCACACGACACCGAGCUGACGGAUCUGUGCCCCUUCUUGGCGGACCUCGGGCAGGUGGACGACGUGCGAGGCGUGCUGGACGGUGGUCUAUAGCGAUGGCUGCGUGCGCGGUCUGUAAGUAGCCGAAUGGACUGUGGAUGUGUGUCAUUAUCGCUAUCUGUCCGGGCAGCCCGCCUGUUCUAAUAAUCUGACCAUACGCCAGCAGGCUCGCGCCGCGGCGUGUGCUACUGCCCUGACCCCUCUUGGAAUGCUCGCUCGGACUUUCGCUCGCUCCUCGGACUGCCUGCACACUGCACCCACCCACCCAUUAAUCACUACAGUCAUUGCACUAUUUUUCUAUUGCCUGUUUCUGUCGCAUGAUAUUAUACACAUUCAAUCCACCGUCGGUAUACCCUGCAA
Fomitopsis serialis is the source of this 2026-nucleotide messenger RNA. Its product is annotated as HAD-like domain-containing protein. The transcript has 6 exons. The record is from RefSeq and is a predicted model, not a curated record. The coding region runs from base 74 to 1720 and encodes 548 amino acids. Gene Ontology annotation, molecular function: phosphoprotein phosphatase activity. Gene Ontology annotation, cellular component: plasma membrane. Lineage: Eukaryota; Fungi; Basidiomycota; Agaricomycetes; Polyporales; Fomitopsidaceae.